This is a messenger RNA of Tinamus guttatus (white-throated tinamou), 597 nucleotides long. RefSeq names its product secretion associated Ras related GTPase 1A (gene SAR1A). Gene Ontology annotation, biological process: intracellular protein transport. The record is from RefSeq and is a predicted model, not a curated record. Gene Ontology annotation, molecular function: GTPase activity; GTP binding. NCBI's taxonomy places the organism in Eukaryota, Metazoa, Chordata, Aves, Tinamiformes, Tinamidae.
CCCGUCCUCUUCGAGUGGCUCUACAGCGGCUUCAGCAGCGUCCUGCAGUUCCUGGGUCUGUACAAGAAGUCUGGAAAACUCGUGUUCCUGGGCCUGGACAAUGCGGGCAAGACCACGCUGCUGCACAUGCUCAAGGACGACAGGCUGGGCCAGCACGUCCCCACGCUGCACCCCACGUCGGAGGAGCUGACGAUUGCUGGGAUGACUUUCACGACCUUCGAUCUGGGUGGACACGAGCAAGCUCGCCGGGUCUGGAAGAACUACCUGCCGGCCAUCAACGGCAUCGUCUUCCUGGUGGACUGCGCCGAUCACUCGCGGCUCAUGGAAUCCAAAGUGGAGCUUAACGCGCUCAUGACAGACGAAACAAUAUCCAACGUGCCAAUCCUUAUCCUGGGCAACAAGAUCGACAGACCGGAGGCCAUCAGCGAGGAGAAGCUGCGGGAGAUCUUUGGGCUGUAUGGACAGACCACGGGGAAGGGCAACGUGCCGCUGAAGGACCUGAACGCGCGCCCCAUGGAGGUGUUCAUGUGCAGCGUGCUCAAGCGGCAAGGCUACGGCGAGGGCUUCCGCUGGCUAUCGCAGUACAUUGACUGAUCC